GAGGCGGGGUAAACGGCUGUGAUGCCCGCUGAACACUGCCCCCCUCAACCUCCAGUCCGCUCGAGAUCCGACUUCCAGGGGAAACGGCUUUGUUGUGAACUGUAUCCAAAUUUUACGCGGGUUACCCAAGUCGCAUCCAUUUAGUAACGGUACCCGGGAAAGUAGGCUUAAUAAAAUGCGUGUACUGUCUCUUUAAGUUCGCUUGGUUGGUGUGCUUCGUAUUGAUCAAUCCACCAUUUUCCAACACACUCAACAGUGGUAGUUGUAACAGCGACGGCGGCGACAGAGAUACCCGUACCUGGAGACGCCAGGACCCGGGGCAGUCAUGGCAGCGAACAUGUACCGGGUCGGAGAUUACGUUUAUUUCGAGAAUUCGUCCAGUAACCCGCUGCUGAUCCGGAGGAUAGAGGAGCUGAAUAAGACAGCCAAUGGCAACGUGGAGGCGAAGGUGGUGUGCUUCUACAGGAGGCGGGACAUCUCCAGCACACUCAUCGCUUUGGCGGACAAGCACGCACGGGAGAUGGAGGAGGACAUGGAGAACCCCGAAAUCAUCGAUCUCCCCGAGAAACAGAAACACCAGCUCAGACACAGAGAGCUGUUCCUGUCCCGCCAGCUCGAGUCUUUACCUGCCACACACAUCAGGGGUAAGUGCUGUGUCACCCUGCUGAACGAAACGGAGGCUCUCAAGUCCUACCUGGACCGGGAGGACACAUUCUUCUACUCCCUGGUUUACGACCCCCAGCAGAAAACCCUCCUUGCAGACAAGGGAGAGAUCCGCGUCGGGAACAAGUACCAGGCGGACAUCAUGGACCUCUUGAAAGAGGGGGAGGAGGACGAGCGGGACCAGGCCAAGCUGGAGGAGAAGGUGUGGGACCCCAGCAGUCAGCUGACGGAGAAGCAGAUAGACCAGUUCCUGGUGGUGGCACGGUCGGUGGGGACGUUCGCCCGGGCGCUGGACUGCAGCAGCUCGGUCCGGCAGCCCAGUCUACACAUGAGCGCCGCCGCGGCCUCUCGUGACAUCACACUGUUCCACGCCAUGGACACGCUGCACCAGACGGGCUACGACAUGUCCCGGGCCAUCGCGGCGCUGGUGCCCCAGGGCGGGCCCGUCCUCUGCCGGGACGAGAUGGAGGAGUGGAGCGCCUCCGAGGCCAACCUGUUCGAGGAGGCGCUGGAGAAGUACGGCAAGGACUUCACCGACAUCCAGCAGGACUUUCUCCCGUGGAAGUCGCUCACCAGUAUUAUCGAGUACUACUACAUGUGGAAGACCACUGACAGAUAUGUACAGCAGAAACGGUUAAAAGCAGCUGAAGCUGAGAGCAAGCUGAAGCAGGUCUACAUCCCAAACUACAACAAGCCCAACCCAAACCAGCUGAACGUGAACAACGUGAAGCCCGGUUUGGUGAACGGCGCCGCCGCCGCGGCGGUACCGGUGCCCCCGGGUCAGACGGCCGGGCUGGGGAGAGCGUGCGAGAGCUGCUACACGACCAGCUCGUACCAGUGGUACUCCUGGGGCCCGCCCAACAUGCAGUGCCGCCUGUGCGCCUCCUGCUGGACCUACUGGAAGAAGUACGGCGGCCUGAAGAUGCCCACGAGACUGGACGGUGAGCGGCCCGGCCCAAACCGCAGCAGCAGCAGCCCCCAUGGCCUACCCCUCAGGCACAGCGGGAGCCCCAAGUUCGCGGUGAAGACCCGGCAGGCCUUCUACCUGCAGACGUCCCAGCUGACCCGCGCCGCCCGCCGGAUCUGCCAGGACCUGCUGCGGCCGCGGUACCUGGCCCGGCACCCCUACCUGCCCGUCAACACCGCCGCCAUCAAGGCCGAGUGUGAGCCGCGCGUCCAGCCCCCUCCCUAUGCCCUGCUCCCCUCCCUACGCCCCGCUCCCCUCCCUACGCCCCGCUCCCCUCCCUACGCCCCGCUCCCCUCCCUACGCCCUGCUCCCUACGCCCCGCUCCCCUCCCUACGCCCCGCUCCCCUCCCUACGCCCUGCUCCCCUCCCUACGCCCUGCUCCCUACGCCCUGCUCCCCUCCCUACCGCGUCGAAGGUCGCCCGGUUUCGGCCUCGGAAAAAGCGGUAGAACACCGGCUAACGGAGGAGCGCCAGCGCGGUCCUGAAGACCGAGCUCACCGCCCCCCCGCAGUGCCCAAACCCGAAUGGCUAGCUGUCCUGCGCCUGACCCUGCUGUGCGUAGCUGUAGGCGCGGGGUGCGGGCGUGAGUGUUACUUGAGCGUGGACAUUGUGACUAACGUCUCCUCUCCCCCGUCUCCCCCCGCUCUCUCAGGGACCAAGCCUAAAGCCCUCACCCCCCAGUGGGAGAUCGUGUCCAAACGGGCCACCAUGGCUCCGCAGGAGGAGGUGCACGAGCUGGACUGACCCCCGUGCGACCCCCCUUUCCCCCCGCCGUUUUGUGGACGAGGGAUACCUGAAGGUGUUUUACUGCGGUGCGGAUCUGGCGCGGAGGAGAUGGGCCCACCCAACGAUCUCCUCCCUGCCCCCCCCGUCGUCCUGGCAACAUUGACUCCACCUAUCAGCAUUGUCAUUGAGGACUGAACCCAGUUGUGGCCAAUCAGACGCCUGACUGCAGAGGACUGUGUUUAUUAACACCAUUAUUGUUAUUGUCAAUGUAAUUAUUAUUAUUAUUAUUCUUUUUUUUUUUCUUUUUUUUCUUUUUUUUACCAACUGUAACCCUUGCUGAUCAGUUAAUUGUGGAUCAACGAAGAAACUUUUUUUGAGUUUCAUGAAAUAAGUACUGCUUGUGAGCCCUACACGUAGGGUGGAAGGACUGUAAUAUAUAAGCCAAGUGCUUCUUUUAUAACGUCUAAAAGAGAGAGAGAGAGAGAGAGAGAAAAAAGAGAGAGAAGGUGAUGAAAGGAAAGGACCUUCGGACCUUUAGGUCAAUUACACGAGUAACUCCCCGCUUCUGUUCUGUACCUGUUUGACGGCUUCUCGUUCUCCUGCGUUUUUGUGAGCUGGCCUGAGAGCUAUAACUUAUUGAGAAAGAAUUCAGAAAUGUGCUUUUUUUCUACCUUUUUCACAACUGACGCCCCUGCGCUUCAAUGAUGUAAUUAAGAAAUAAAAUGAUUCUUUCUCUUUUGUGAA
Messenger RNA from Conger conger (European conger), 3100 nucleotides. It is a transcript of the gene mta1, whose product is annotated as metastasis associated 1. Gene Ontology annotation, cellular component: NuRD complex; nucleoplasm. Gene Ontology annotation, biological process: negative regulation of transcription by RNA polymerase II; response to ionizing radiation; double-strand break repair. The record is from RefSeq and is a predicted model, not a curated record. Gene Ontology annotation, molecular function: sequence-specific DNA binding; histone deacetylase binding; transcription coactivator activity. NCBI's taxonomy places the organism in Eukaryota, Metazoa, Chordata, Actinopteri, Anguilliformes, Congridae.